Molecule: messenger RNA, 1274 nt
Organism: Arachis stenosperma
Lineage: Eukaryota; Viridiplantae; Streptophyta; Magnoliopsida; Fabales; Fabaceae
Product: peroxidase 72
Exons: 4
Coding region: 54-1055 (333 amino acids)
Biological process (GO): response to oxidative stress; hydrogen peroxide catabolic process
Molecular function (GO): peroxidase activity; heme binding
Source: RefSeq, a predicted model, not a curated record
GUCUCAAACCUUCUCCUUCAACUGCUACAUACUCUCUCAUUUUAUUCCCCUUCAUGGCCAACUCUCUGAGCUUUCUUUUGCUUCUUUCUUUACUAGCCUUUGCUCCCUGCUGCCUCUGCACCAAGAAACUAGGGGGGUUCCUGUACCCGCAAUUCUACGACUUUUCGUGCCCCGCAGCUCAAGAGAUAGCCAAGUCCAUUCUUGCCAGAGCAUUCCAGAAGGAACCUCGAAUCGCCGCUUCGCUUCUCCGGCUUCACUUCCAUGACUGUUUUGUCAAGGGAUGUGAUGCUUCAAUAUUGUUAGACAGCAGCGGAUCCACGGUGAGCGAGAAGGGAUCGAAUCCUAACCGUAACUCAGCUCGAGGAUUUGAAGUGAUUGAUGAGAUUAAAUCCGCAUUGGAGAAAGAAUGCCCUCAAACAGUGUCUUGUGCUGACAUUUUGGCUAUUGCUGCUAGGGACUCAACUGUUAUUAGUGGUGGACCAAGUUGGGAAGUACCUUUGGGGAGAAGGGACUCUUUGGGUGCAAGCUUAAGUGGCUCCAACAACAACAUUCCUGCCCCAAACAACACAUUCCAGACCAUCCUAACCAAAUUCAAGCUUCAGGGGCUUGACAUUGUUGAUCUUGUUGCUCUCUCUGGAAGUCACACAAUUGGGAACUCUCGGUGCACCAGCUUCAGGCAAAGGCUCUACAACCAAACAGGCAAUGGCGUUGCUGACUUCACUCUCGACCAAAACUACGCAUCGGAAUUGCGAGAUCGGUGUCCAAGUUCCGGUGGUGAUCAGAACCUGUUCUUUCUAGACUAUGUCAGUCCAAUCAAAUUUGACAACAGCUACUUUAAGAACUUGCUUGCAUACAAGGGCCUUUUAAACUCUGACCAAGUCCUCUUGACAAAGAACCAAGAGUCUGCAGAGUUGGUUAAGAAGUAUGCCGAAAACAACGAUAUUUUCUUUGAACAAUUCGCCAAGUCCAUGAUCAAGAUGGGAAAUAUUUCUCCUCUAACUGGCUCCAGGGGAGAGAUCAGAACCAACUGCCGAAAGAUUAAUGCUUAUUACUGAGACAUUAUUCAUUUUUCAUUGCGUGAAGACUGCACUUGCUUUGUUCUUGCGUUUCUACUUUUCUGUUGAUACUUCUUAUUCAUUUUUCAUUUUUUUUUUCUUGUGAAGAUGUUGUUCUUGAAUUUAUGACAGAUGAUGAAGCAACUACCCUUGUUGCGCUGUUGGAGAAACAUGUGUGUUGGGUUAUUUAGAAUUUUGAUUACAUUCUUUUUCGUGGAA